Molecule: messenger RNA, 1086 nt
Organism: Parastagonospora nodorum SN15
Lineage: Eukaryota; Fungi; Ascomycota; Dothideomycetes; Pleosporales; Phaeosphaeriaceae
Exons: 4
Coding region: 1-966 (321 amino acids)
Source: RefSeq, a predicted model, not a curated record
AUGGAGACCAUCACCAACGCUGCCUCCACGGUUACGUCAACUGUCUCAAGCCUCAUCUACGGCCAGCCCGCCAAGGAAAACGAGACUGGCGGUAAGGAGCCUGUCUCGGGCGAGCAAGGAAAAGGCACUAUCAACGAGCCAUUCGACCAGGGCAACUCAGAAAACCCCGUGAACACGGCCUCAAGUACGAACACAGCAGCUGCAACGUCCAGCGAUUCGUCAAACAAGAACGAUGACUUCCUCAAGCUCAACCCUACCCUGGGCCAGCCUACCACCAGCGACUCUUCUUCAGACAUAAAGACCAGCACUACUGGCGACACUUCCAUCCCCAUAGUCCCUCUGAACCCAGACGUAGCAACCUCCAGCACUGGCCAGGGAAACACAACCACCUCAACAGGCAUCACGGACAAGGCAGGCGUCUCUGACAAGGUCUGGAAGCCCACGGACAUCGAUGAGGUCAAGCCUUCCGGCGCUCCUGGAGCUGGGCCCGAUGCUCCCGACUACAAGGUCGCCACCCCUGAUCUAUCUUCGACCACGUCCAGCAAACCUACCGAGCACAGUGACAGCGUCAUUGCGGCCAAGGACAGCAACGCACCCAAGAAGCAGUCCGGUGUGGAGACGUCGCACUCCGAUAGUGCUCACGUGCAGCCACCUGUUGGCGGUCCCAUUGAAGAGAUUCUCAACAAGGGCACUUCUUCUAAGGAUGAGCACACCGUGCCAGAGAGUGAGGUCAACGAUCCUCACUCCAAGAUGAACGACAAGACUACGCGCUCCACCCACCCCCACAAAACCGAUGUUGGCGAGAUUGAGAGCCAUCCCGCCGAGACUUCCAGCCGCGCCUCCGAGUCCAGCAAGCCAACCGAACCCGCAUCGCCGAAAGCCGGUGACGAGAAGAGCGAGAAGAAGAUAUCGCAGCUCAAGGACAAGCUCAAGAACAAGCUCCACAUCGGCAGCAAGGACAAAUAGGCGGCUCUCGUGAGCACCAUGGAGAGCAUAAGACGAUGGUGAUGCAGAUAUGAUACCACGGCGUAGUCGGACCAAGCGUUUGACAAUGUAAUUAUGUAGUUCGGAAUCUACAAUUUGAUG